GUCCCUGUCCUCCCCUCACACCCCCCGCUGUUAAAGCCCAGUCUGCGGGCGAGCGGUUCGUGAGGGGAAUGUCCUCGCGAAGGACGUCUGUGGCCGUAAACUAAAUCCCAAGAAGUUUCACCUCCACGUGAGGAAGAACUUCUCUCUGUUGAGGGUGGCAGAGCCUGGAACAGCUGCCCAGGGCCGUCGUGGAGUCUCCCUCUCUGGAGACAUUCCAACCCACCUGGACGGGUCCCUGGGUGACCUGCUCUGGGUAACCCUGCCUUGGCCUGGGGUUGGACUGGGACUCUCCAGAGGUCCCUUCCAACCCUAACAAUUCUGUGAUUCUGUGCACGUCCUCAUGAAAGACAUUUUUAGGACGAAAUUCUCCCCUGUGAGGGUGGUGAGGCCCUGGCACAUGUUGCCCAGAGAAGCUGGGGCUGCCCCUGGAUCCCUGGAAGUGUCCAAGGCCAGGUUGGACGGGGCUUGGAGCAACCUGGGCUAGCGGAAGGUGUCCCUGCCCAUGGCAGGGUUUUGGAAUGAGAUGAUCUUUAAGGUCCUUUCCAACCCAUAACAUAUUUUUCUGUGAUUCUGUGAGGAGCACAGUGCUGUCCUGGCUGUCUCUGCCGGCACCUCUGAGGGCAGAGGGGUUCUCCAGAGGGACAGCUGGCUGGACACAUCUGCCCUCAGGACAGUAUCAUUUGAUUUAGAAUUACAGGCUUGAAGUCCCUUUGUUUUAGCACAGGAAGGGCAGAGCAAGGAAUCCUUCCCAACUCCUUGUCUCCCAGAUUUCCAAUAUAACUACAGAUGAUCCUUCCCACACUUCACUUUUUUUUUUGCUCCGUGUUCAUGGAUAUUUUUGAGGUUUUUUUCAUCAAAGGCAGACAUUUGACUGGCCAAGGUUUGUAGAGACUUCUUUAUCUCUAGUGGGUUAAAAUCAAACAGAAGGUGCCCAGGAAAAGAGUGACUCUGGUCACUUCCUGCAUUUGUUCUGAUUUUGGGGUGGGAGCUGCCCUCUGCCUGAGGUAGGUACCUAUCAGUGAUAGUAUAGGUAUAUUUUAACCCCAGUUCCCUGUCUAAAUUGCCCCAUAACUUUAGGAACUUCCAAAUAUUUACAUAAUAACUGUCAUAAACAUCAGCAUCCCGGGGUUAGUGCUUCAAAAUGAUGAAGUUUUUCUUUUGUUGCUGGCAGAAUUUGUUUCCCAGUGCUAUCAAUUAAGCCUGGCUCUAGUGAGUUCAUGUACUUACCCCUUCCCAAAAGGCUGAAUAUUGUCUCUCUUUGCCUUACUGGAAGCACUGAGGGUGACAGUAAAUCUCCUUGUGCAGGACUCUCUUCUGGGAAGUAAAGUCAUUCUCAAUACUUAAUGAGACUAUUUUUAAUUUAAAUCAGUGUUUAUUCAAAUUUUUAGUUAACCCCAACCUUAACAUUCUCUGUAGUGAUUAAAAUACUGUGUUCACUUGCAGAAUAGUCUUCCCUUUCAGCUUGGAGGUAGCAGGGCUGGGAAGAAAGAGGCCUCAUAGGGAAAGGCCUCUGUUUUUGUUCUGUCAAUACUUGUCUGUCAUUACUCAGAACGAAUGACUCCUUAUCUGUUAUGCUGUUAUCUUAAUUAAGAGGACUCUGGUGUAUCAAAGUGAAGAUUGCAGUGGUCAACUAAUGGUUCUUCUGGGGAUGAAUGUUUCACUGUGGUAGAAAGGUCAAAACAUAGGUUAAAGAGACAUUUAAUCCCACAGUUUUCUUCCCAAAUCCAAGCAGAUGUCACAGCCCUUUUCUGCUGUAAUUGUGUCAGAAGUAAGCAGAAUCCUAAAAUGUGAGACAUUCACUUAUCAGCUACACCAAUAAAAAUAAGCUUGAGCUAAAAACACUGGUAAAGGCCAAAGCAGAUAAGCUGGUUAGUGAAAUCAUAUCUUUGGGGCCUGGUAACUCUAAUGCCUCUGUUCUCCUGACCUCCAUGAGCUGCUCUGUGCUGGAGCAAAUCUCAGCUGCAAGAAGCAACUCUGUUCAGUGAUGUGCAGCUUCCUCCUUUGUCUGAGGUUAGUGCAAGAUGUUCUCAUUUGCAAAGGAGGGGAUUUUUUCUUUUCUUUUUGCUUUCUCAGAGAAGAAGGAGGGAGCAGUUAAUAGAACUGGAGCAUGUUCAUCCUCUGCUGCUCUGUGAUUAUGUGCUGGAACUGUAAUUUCUUCUGCUAUACCUUUUGGGGCAGAAUGAUAUGGAUACAACCGAGGAGAAUGUUACCUGUGAGAUGAGUUAUUUGGGUAUGGCACAUUCAUUGGCCUGCUGAGUGUCAGCCAGCCAGUUUGGGUAUCACCAAAUGUGUUGGACUAGUGCCAAACAUGAAAAUGAAGAGGUUCUGACUUGCUGCUCGCACAGAAGGGUUUAACUGCAUGGCACAGCCAUGAGAUCUCGUGCCCAAAUGAACCACCAAGAGAACGGAGCUUCUGAAGGAGUGCAACAGGGAAGAAAAGCUAAUUUUUAUAUUGCACCCCCAGGGAUCCUGUUGGAUAUACAGAAAUACUUUGGGCUCAGCGAUGGGAAGACAGGUCUGCUGCAGACAGUGUUCACCUUGUGUUACAUGCUGGCUGCCCCCAUCUUUGGAUACCUUGGAGACCGCUACAACAGGAAAAUCAUCCUUGGAGCUGGGAUUCUCUUCUGGUCUGGUGUCACCUUGGGCAGUUCCUUCAUCACUGAGUCGUAUUACAGGAUAUUUGUUCUCUCACGAGGACUGGUUGGCAUUGGCACAGCCAGUUACUCCACCAUAGCACCCACCAUCAUUGCAGACCUGUUUGAGGAAGGAAAAAGGACCACAGUGUUAUCUAUCUUCUAUAUCUUCAUUCCAGUGGGAAGUGGCUGUGGUUACAUGCUGGCAGCUGGCAUGGCACAGAGCACAGGGGACUGGCACUGGGCAUUCAGGGUAACUCCUUGCAUGGGAGGGCUAGCACUGGUCCUCCUGAUUCUCCUGGUCCCUCCCAGGAUCCAGAGAAGGACAGCGAGACACAGAGCACUGAGCAUCUCCGGCACAAGGCGAGGAGCAGAUGAGACACCAGGUGUACCCAGAACUGCCAAGACUACUUGGUGUCAAGAUGUUGGAUCCCUUGCCAAGAACUGCAGUUUUGUCUGGUCCUCACUGGGUCUGACAGCCAUGGCCUUUGUCACUGGAGCCCUGGGAAUGUGGGUACCACUGUUCCUGUACAGGGCUCAGCUUGUCCAGGGCAUUGUCCCCCCCUGCCUCCAGGAAUCCUGCAAUUCAUCCAACAGCCUGAUCUUCGGAGGCAUCACCGUCGGGACAGGAAUCGUGGGGGUCGUCGCCGGGGCAGAGGCCGCGAGGAGAUUAAGGAAGAUGUACAACAAAGCUGAUCCUCUGAUCUGUGCCACCAGCAUGUUCAGCUCUGCCCUGUGCCUCUACACAGCUCUCAUGCUGGCCCAGACCAGCAUCCUUUCCACCUUUAUUUUUAUUGCAUUUGGAGAACUGUUUUUAUCUGUGAACUGGGCUGUUGUGACAGACAUACUGCUGUACGUGGUGACCCCGAGGCGCCAGUCCACGGCCAUCGCCCUGCAGAUCCUGCUGAGCCACCUGCUGGGGGAUGCAGGCAGCCCGUACCUCAUCGGGGCUGUAAGUGAACUCCCUGCUUCUGGAGCCUUCCUUAGGGGAAAACUGCCACAAACUGAAACACAGAACUGUAGUUUUGGACUACCUGGUCCAACACUACAAAUUACUUAUAUUGCUCAUACUGGUUCUAGAACACAGACGUUAUUUUUUACCUGCAUGAAACCCCUGAUCCUGUGACACUGCAGGUGGGUAGAAUAUAAUCCUAUAUAGAAUAUAAUCCUAUCCAUGCAGUGUGUAGAAAUCUAUUUUGAUUUGAAAUGUGAAAACCCACAUAUUUUUGAAGGUACACGUUUUUGCAAACACAAUGUCAUGGGUAUUGUACUUGGAUUUAAGCACUUUCUGUUCUUGUGAGGAGUUUCAUGGAAAUUAAUCAAAUGCAUUUAAAAGCCAAGACUCAAAAUCUCAAAGUUGAUGGUCUCUUGGAAAUCAGAACAAAAGUGAUGCAAUUUUGCCUUUAGAUACUACUUGGCCUUUAAAGCUCUGGUCUCAAAGCACCUUAACCUUGACUUUCAUAUUCCUUGAGACCUGAUUUCUCUGCCCUGCCUACAUUUACCUGAUCUGAGGUGCUUCUGGACAAAGCAGCCAAGUCCUCUUUUCUCUGUGCAGUUCAUUAGUUUCAGUUCCAGUGGAUUGUACCUGUCAGUGUCAUUUCCUUCCCUCAUUCUUUGUGAUUUAGGACACAGCAGCUCUGCACACACCAAUCACCCACUUUGAUUUUUCUGCUUUACUGGACAUGGGAGAGAGAGUGAGUCCUUGUUGUUGCUUUAAAGUUUUCUUUGUAUGGGAGUUUAUUUAAAGUUCACCUCAGGACCCUCUGUUGGUGCUUUGUCCCCUGUUAACAGUGGCAGGGUUAGACAGGGCCAGCAGUGCCCCAGGGAGCUGUUCCUGCAGGCACAGCUGCUGCUCCAACCACACACGAGCUUCCCCUUGUCCUCAAUUGGAUGAAAACCAGAGUUUCAGCUGUGUAAUCUGUCUGGCAGAGAAGACACCCUCUCUCACUGAGGGAUUCCUCCUGCUCAGCCUCUUUUUUUGGCAAAUGAAGAGACCACUUUGCUCAUUCCUGUGUCUUAGGAAAGCCCUGCCCUCCCACUGAUGUGGCUGUUUGUGUGUGGGAACAGAACACCCAACACCCCUGUGUCAGGGACAAUGGCUGACAUGGGAUGCAGCAACGGGAGGAACCCCAAAAGCUGAAAUACCUCUUGUGCCUUCUCCUUUGACCAAUUGUUUAAGCUUCCUGCCUGAAAGGUGAAGCUGUUUGUGCCUCUACCCCCCACGUGUCCUCUGAGGCCUCGUGCUGGCGGUGCUGUGUCACCCCGUGCAGGACCUGCAGACAGGCACCUUAAACAACAGCUCACCCAGGAGUGUGAAGGCAAAUAAAGCUUAUCCAGAUGAGAUUAACCUCAGGUAACCUUGCAACUUCAUACAGAACAGAGAAACAAACCCAGGAAUAAAAGUGCUCUGUGUCCAGGUGGGAUGGUGUGCAAUGAGCACCUCAUUUCUUCUGGAAUGCUUCUGUGAGCCCAAACACCAACACUGCCCAGGACUGCUGCUGGUUAAACACUGAAUCUGCUUUCACAUUCUGCUGUUGUUUUAUAACCUGCUUCAGCCAACCCUUUAGCUUAAAAUCUGGCUGAAUAAUCAGGGAAUAGUCUUUUUCAGAGUCUGUUUUUCUUCCCUCUACGCUCCAGAAAUUUUUCACUAAGCAUCUUAACAUUAAAUGCAUUAGGUUUGUAUUGUGGCCAUGAUGCUUGCUGUAGUCUCUAGGUGCCCAUUUAGAGUUUAUCUUGCUCUUAUCUGCCUAAAGUGUCAUAAAUAAUCAUAUAAAACCCAAAAAAGGUUGAAGAGUCUCAUAUUUGUGCAUUUCAAAUCACACGGUGCAUUCUAACUAUUGAGAACAAAUGUGGGAAUAAAAAUGACUGCUUUUAACAUUUAUCUUUUUGUUUAUGCUAAGAAGAGAUUUCAAGUUCCUUGAGUGUUGAAUCUUAUUGAGUUUCUUGAAAUCAGCUUUUCUUUCUGUCUGCAAAAAUAAAAUUCAUGUGUAUCAUUCAUAACCUUUACAACUUCAUCCUCCCACCAGUGCAAAAAGCAGCUGCCUGGUAUCUUCUUCUCCCAGCUCCUCACUGUGUCACUCCAUGGCUCCUCAAAUGCCUUUUGGCUCAAAAGCAGCCCCCACUCUUAUCUGUAAUUAAUCUCCAGCUCUUCCCUUUCUAAUGAGUGUUGCUGCUUGUGCCUGUAUUGCUGUUAACCCCCUGUUUCUGUCCAGUCAGGGAGGUAUAAAGUUAUUGAACAGCACCAAGAAAUGCUAAAGGUCAUUCCCAAAUGCCUGUGCUGUGCUGGCUGUCUGGAGAUGGGCUAGGAAAUGGUAAAAUGUAUUUCCCACUCCUGUGAGUGGGGGCACUGAAGGGAUGAAGAACAUGAGAUUCCUCGAGCAGAGGAAGCUGGAGAGCAGGGCAGCACAGGUGUGCUUGGCAAACCCAGGCAGCAGCCUCUCAUCCUGCUGUGCCUGUCUGAUCCUUCCCAGGCCCACACUGUGACCAGGCUGUUAAACCAGGGGAGGAAGGGGUGUUAUCCCAAUUAAUGCAGCCUUGU
Pseudopipra pipra is the source of this 6171-nucleotide messenger RNA. It is a transcript of the gene SPNS3, whose product is annotated as SPNS lysolipid transporter 3, sphingosine-1-phosphate (putative). The transcript is spliced from 12 exons. Lineage: Eukaryota; Metazoa; Chordata; Aves; Passeriformes; Pipridae. Gene Ontology annotation, biological process: transmembrane transport. Bases 2371 to 3759 code for a protein of 462 amino acids. Gene Ontology annotation, cellular component: membrane. Gene Ontology annotation, molecular function: transmembrane transporter activity. The record is from RefSeq and is a predicted model, not a curated record.